UAUAAAUUUGCUGCGUCAUAAGUCAUAACAUAUACAAUAUUUUGUUUCAAGACAAAAUUGAUAAAAUUUGAAGCUUCAAUUUUAAACUCCUCUGUUUAAACUUUAUAAAGCAGUCAUGGCGUAUGACUUUGGAAAUAACUUUUAUAGCAACGGUGAAUCCUCAAGUUCUUCAAACUCAAGUUUCCUUGACACGUUUCCAGGCGAUAAUAGGAACUUUGAAUUUUCUACUGACAUUAAUUUACGCGAGUUACAAAGUAUUGUAGGCUCUGAGGUUUCGCUUCCUGUCUUGGAAAAUUUGUGGAACGCUUCUAGUGGUAACCUAGAAAAGGCAAUAAAUAGUUAUUUUGAUAAUAAUAUGAACAAAGAAAAUUUGGACAUGAAUACUCCAACAACUCCACGUCGAAAUGUAAAAUCUACCAAUUACCACUCUCCUGAAAUUGAAGUUUCUCGUAAAAAGGCACGAAAGCACAUAGCACGUGACUGGGAACGAAAGUACCUUGGGAGCAUCGUGGUUUCUGGUCAGUCAACUAUUAUGGGUGAAAAUGUUAUAAAUUUUAAGGAAAAGAUUACUUUUGAAAGUCAAGUAUAUUAUCAAAAACCGAUUAGAGGAAGGAAACGUUCAAAACUUCAAUCAUGUUGGCAACAUACUGUGUUGAAGUUCAAAUCUACGGAUGGGACACAACUUGGAAUAAUUAAUGAUAGUAAGAUUUCUUUUAUGGUUUCUAAUUUGAUCGAUGCUGGAGUAUGCGAAUUUGAAGGUCAAAUAUUACUUGUUGGUAAUGAUAAUUGUGGUGAAAAGAUUGAAUAUAAUGAUGAAAUGUACAUUGAGAUGAAGAUUUAUAUUUUGCAUGCUGCAUUUUCGCGUGAGCCAAUUUUUACAAUUUCGAGAGAAAAUAAUAAGCAUAUCUCAUCUGGUCCUGGUUCAGUUGCAGACCAUAAGGCUAAUGAUCGUAAAAUUGCUUUAUUAUCGGCGUUUGAACAAUGUGUUAUGAAAGCUAAACAAUCUAGCGUGUUAACACAGGAGCAUAAAUUAGCUGGUACUUUAGAUGCCGAAAAAAUUGAAGAGCAUUUCCAAAAUGAGGAGUGGACAGGUUUUAAAUCAGCCUCAAGUAUCCAACAAUCUCUUUUCCCUUCUAAUAACGAAGAAGGUCCGAGUAUCAAUGAUCAACAAUUGAACGCGUUAUAUGAAAAAGCACAAAUGGCAGACAUGAACAUUCCUGAGGCUGAACCACCAGCACACACUUUUCUUUAUAGUUUAAGACGAUAUCAAAAGCAGGCUCUUCAUUGGAUGCUUUCGAAAGAAAUGCUUGAUCCAGAUCAGUUAACGCCAACAUCCUUACAUCCUUUGUGGGAGGAAUAUGAAUUUCCUGUCCAAAUUAAUCAUGAGACGGGUGAAAUAAUUGACGAUGGUUUUUCAAAUAAAUUAUUUUAUUUCAAUCCUUAUACAGGCGAACUUUCUCUUGAUUUUCAGAAGGUUGAUCAAUGUAGGGGAGGAAUUUUAGCAGAUGAAAUGGGUUUAGGCAAAACUAUUGAAAUAUUAAGUCUUAUUCAUUCCGUUAAAUAUCCCACAAUCGACCCAAAUCAAGUUGAUGUUGACUUGAAUCAAGUUGAUGUCGUUGACUUGACCGAGGAUGUUAAACCUUCAACAAUCCGUCCUGUUUCUUUAUCUACGUAUGAAGCAUAUCCGGCAAUAAAGACAACACUCAUAGUCUGUCCAAUGAGCUUACUUUCACAGUGGCGCGAUGAAGUAUAUAAUGUUUCCGCACAGGACACCAUGACCGUAGAAGUGUAUUAUGGCAAGAAGAGAAAUUGGGAUUUAAAAGCGAUUCGAGCUCGUAGAGCAGAUUUACCGGAUGUUCUCGUUACGACUUACGGUGUUUUGAUGUCAGAGUUCUCUGAUGAAGAAAAUAAACCGACUACUUCACCAUUAUUUAAUGUUGAGUUUCUUAGAGUCGUCUUAGAUGAAGCACAUGUAAUCAAGAGCAGAAGCACAAAGACAGCUAAGGCUUGUUAUUCUUUGAGAGCAGAAAGAAGAUGGGCAUUAACUGGUACGCCUAUUCAAAAUCGUCUUGAAGAUAUCUUUUCCCUAGUUCAUUUUCUUCGUCAUGAACCGUGGAGCAAUUUUCAAUUUUGGAAAAAGUUUAUUCAAAACCCAUUUGAUAAGAAAGAUAUUCGCGCUUUGGGAGUGGUUCAAGGUGUUUUGGAACCUUUAGUUUUACGCCGUACAAAGAACAUGAGAGACAUUAAUGGCCAACCAAUCAUCGAUUUGCCUAGUAAAGAGGUUGAAAUAGAAUACCUUGAAUUCUCUCCAGAAGAACAAGAUAUCUAUGAUUCGAUUUAUACUCACUCCAAGACCAAAUUUAAUUACUACGUUAAAUCUGGUAGUAUUUUAAGUCACUACGCUCACAUUUUUCAAUUGUUAGUUAGGUUACGUCAAGUCUGCGAUCAUCCGAUCCUUGCGAUUUCUAAACACACAAUUAUUAACGAGGAUGAUGAAGAAGGUGUAAAUGAAUCAGCUUUUGACGAAGAGGGCAAUCUUAAUAUAGAUCAUUUGAUCGAGAGAUUUAUGACAAAUUAUGGCGAACGUGGUAAUUCUGCAAAUUACCAGAUUGAAAUGCUGGAAAAAUUAAAAUAUGGAGAGGAUUUUUCCAAUAGGGAAUGUCCGAUUUGUUAUGAUAAUUUGGUAAAUGGUGUUUUAAUGCCGUGUAUGCAUUCCGCAUGUCGACAAUGUAUUAUGGAAUAUUUUCAGAAUCAAGAACUCCUAGGAAAAUCGGGCCAAUGUCCUGUAUGUCGUCGCGGACCAAUUACUGAAAAUGAUUUAUUGGACAUUAAUAAAAAAAAUGAUGAGAAAGCGGCCUCAUCCAAUACAAAUGAUGAAAAUAACGACAUGUCGACGUUUGAUGAAAGUGACGCAAAUCUAAAACUCUCGGCCAAAUUAGGCGCUCUUCUACGUAGACUAAAUAAUUUACGACAGGAUAACAAAAUGACAGAGAAAUGUGUUAUUUUUUCACAAUUUACAUCAAUGCUGGAUUUGAUUGGCGACGUUCUUACAAAAGAGAAUUUUUCUUUUGUUAGAUUGGAUGGCACUCAGCAACAAACUGACAGAGAACGCGUUCUUAAAGACUUUAAAAAGCCUGGAAUUGAUAUAAUAUUAAUAUCUUUGCGUGCUGGUGGUGUUGGAUUGAAUCUUACUGCUGCAAGUAGAGCAUUCUUGAUGGAUCCUUGGUGGAACUCUAGCAUUGAAGAUCAAGCAGUAGAUCGUGUUCAUCGCAUUGGCCAAAAACGUGAAGUAAGAGUUACCCGGUUCAUUAUCAAGAAUUCUAUUGAAGAAAAAAUGCUUUCGAUUCAGAAACGUAAGAAUGCGAUUGCUUGUGGUCUAGGAAUGUCCAAGGAUGAAUUGAAAGCUCAUCGAAUAGAAGAUUUGCGAGAAUUAUUUUCUUAAAUACGUAUAUUCAUUUAUUUUACUAUUAAUGCUUUAUAAUUAUAAUUAAUAACAUUAAAGAAAUAUAUAAUGUAAAUAAUGUUA
Molecule: messenger RNA, 3526 nt
Organism: Rhizophagus irregularis DAOM 181602=DAOM 197198
Lineage: Eukaryota; Fungi; Glomeromycota; Glomeromycetes; Glomerales; Glomeraceae
Biological process (GO): DNA repair
Cellular component (GO): nucleus
Molecular function (GO): ATP-dependent chromatin remodeler activity; ATP binding
Source: RefSeq, a predicted model, not a curated record